Molecule: messenger RNA, 267 nt
Organism: Cylicostephanus goldi
Lineage: Eukaryota; Metazoa; Nematoda; Chromadorea; Rhabditida; Strongylidae
Source: the annotation of a GenBank genome assembly
CACGUGACAGCGCGUUAUGGACAGGCACAAAGCUAUCAUAUUGAUGAUUUUCCCAAUGCACAACCAUCAUACCAUCAGCAAAGAAGUAUUGCCGAGGAUAAGGUAGAGCAAGUUCUCAAGGAAACUACAAACGAAGACGGAGCAGAAAACGGUGACAGUUCAAAUAGUCAUAGACAGCAAGGGACCGAGUUUGAUCCAGGUCAGGCAACUAUAACAACAGACAAGGAUCAAUUACAAGGUAAAGGCACUACUAUUACUCCAGUGUGA